Dama dama (fallow deer) is the source of this 10022-nucleotide messenger RNA. RefSeq names its product testis specific 13 (gene TSGA13). The transcript is spliced from 12 exons. Bases 9134 to 9952 code for a protein of 272 amino acids. The record is from RefSeq and is a predicted model, not a curated record. NCBI's taxonomy places the organism in Eukaryota, Metazoa, Chordata, Mammalia, Artiodactyla, Cervidae.
GCACCGCCGUGGCAAAAGGGACAAAUGGGACCAAGCCCUGAAGACCAGCUGGCGAGGAGAGCCCGCCUGGAGCUGUGCUGACGCAACCCACCGCUGCCAGCGGUGAGCAGUGGCGUUACAAACAAUAGGUCAACCAUGCGACAUCUUACUCCUAGAACUUCACACUCAUCUGUGCGAUAAACCUUCUAGAGCACUCUUCCUGUGACACAGCCUCCACUGCACGUGCAUUAAAGCAGAGAGUGUGGCAGAUGGUAGAUUUAUUAAUCUUAGGGCCUUCCCAACCCUCGCCUCCUCCUGUGACCCCCCCUUAGAGGAUGACUGAUUUCUUUUGGUGUUCAGAGUCAAUAUAAUUUUCUAGCACCAUCUGAAAUCGGUUAUAAUGAUUGGGGAAGAGCACCGCACUGCUGACUAAGGAGAGAAAAUGUGUUGGCGACCUUCGGGGUCAAGACUAAGAAAACGGAAAUAUCAAGGUGGUUCUUCUUUUUUAAGUUUCAUUGCCGAGAAUUAACGUGUGUUUUAAUGCUAAUAAAUUCUAAUAAUGCUAAUAAAUGCUAAUAACUAUUAGCAUAUUCCUAGUGUCUGUAUUUUAGAAGAAUUCCACACACUUUGUAGGGAUGUUUGUUUUGAUGCUGGACACCUAGGAAAAAGUGGGUGAAGUCAGUUCCUCGGGUCAUUUGCAAGGUGUCGUGAGGAGGGAGUAAUUUCUGCUCCCAGUGAGAAGCCUGUGAACCUCACCUUUGACACUCCCCUGCCUCCGUGGAGUAGAGUGAAUUCCAUGGUCAGCCAGGUCUUUUUCUUGAAGGCAGCGUCAGGCUCAGAUGGCUGGAAGUUAAAUCUAACAAGGCGUGUGAAGGAAGGUGCAGAGAUGACUGAGUUUAUCUUUCUAGGGCAUGAUGAAGUUAACGUUUCCAUUCAGUGUAGCAAACAAGCUGAAGAAGGCCUCAGGUUACAUUUGAACCAUUUUCCUGAACUUUUCUUUCUUACUAUGGAUGGGAAGUUGUUAAGACUGAAAACCACCCUUGAGUUUCUAGUCCCAGGCCCGGGAGGAGCACAGAAGGGCGCAGGAGUGAGCUGUCUGAGUCACCCCACCUCCCAGGCCUCCUCUAUCGCUGCUGCCCCGGGUGCUGACAUGGCCAGCGUCAGCCUGACCUUGCCCGCUGCCUUCCCGCGCCGUCCCAGAACACGGAAGGGGCUCCUGUGGGAAGUCGAGGCCUGGACCUUCCAUCUUCUUUCUGGCCUGGAGCAGCCCUGGAGCCUGACUGACAUUGGGCGGCGCCUCGACCUGCUUCACAAAGCUCAGACCUCCGCCUCCCUGCCCACUCUGCCUCUCCCCACUCCCGCCUGCAAUUUGUCGGGGAGAGUCCUUCCACUUUAGGGCCAAGACAUGGGAUCUGUCAUCAAAACAUUCUGUCAACCACGCACAUCAAGUAAGACCAUUUCGCUGCUGCUUUUUCUGCCCUCUGGUUAUUCCUUCCCCAGAACUCUGUUGCUUUCUUACCUGCUCUUUUUCCCCUAAGCAGCCUUACUUAUUACUCCCCUGGUUCAGAUACACCUGCUACAUGAUGAUUUUCCUCAAAUUAGAAUUCUAGCUACGAAGAUUUUUCUGAAUUCCUUGUGUCCAUAUUUCUAUUUUUUUCCCCAUACAAAAUCUUUGAUUUUGCAAAGAAUCACUUGUUCACUCCAACAGCUUUACCAGACUUGGCCACCUGAUAAGUUACACACACACACACGCAAGAUAAUUGGCACAGUUCUUCAGUUGGUCUAGUCAGGACCAAGUGGUCACAUUCCCCACAGCCUUCUUCCACGAGAACGUCUUACUCAAGAUGGGCUGUGGGGCAUCUGUACUUGAACUUUGCCUCCAGAGAAGACUAGGUAGUUUAACCUGCUAUUCUAAGCAACAGGGAUCCUAGUUCCCCCACCAGGGAUUGAACCUGGGCCCCUGGGAGUGAAAGCAUGCGGUCUUAACCACUGCACCGCCAGAGGAUUCCACCCCCGCCCCAUUCUUUGGUCUCCGUUAUAAUGCUAAAGCUGUGCUGAUUUUCGUCCCCAAAACCAGCUCUCCCUGCUCUCCACCCACCACGCUCAGGCUGGCCGCCUGAGAAGUGUCUGCCUUUCCCCUCUGCCGCCCCAGCCUCACUGCACUCACCAGGCCGUGCUGCUCCUCUGCCCUGCCUUUCUAAAAUCCACCCCCACCCCUAGUGGCCCAGGCGGCUUUCUCAUCCCACCUCUCACCUUCCAUCCAGAUUCUGUGUUUCUCCAGUUAUCCUCCUGACAUGUGUGACUUGGGGGUUUUCACCCCUGACUACAUGGCUAUCUUCCUCUCCAGACCCAUCUCCGCCCCAGGGCCCAGCUUCUGAGCUCAACCAGCUGCUUGCUGCUGCCAGCCUGCAGCUACCUUCACACCUCCAAGCCUGUGUGUGAUAGUUCCUCCACCCGGAUCUUCCUUCUCCUCCUCAGCCUGGGAACUCCGGCUUAUUCUCCAGCUUCUGACUCAGGUGAUGCUAAAUCAGAAAAUAAACAAAAAUGAUAAUAACAAUAGCAGCAGCUAACACUGAGCUCCUAUUUUGUGCAAGGCACUUGCUAAGCAUUUUUAUAUGAGUUAUCUCAUUUAACUGAACUCUGAAUAUCAUCCUAUGAAGUAGAUCUUAUUACUGUCAUUCCCAUUUUGCACUGGAGGACAAGCAAAAAGAAAUGAUUUGUCAGUGAUCGUGUAACCUUAAGAUUUUUGUGCAGGAGUACAAACCCAAAUCACUGAUUCCAGGGCUCUUCUCUUCAUUAGUGCUGCUUUCUCCACUGUGGGUAUAACCAUCAGUUCAGUUCAGCUCAGUCACUCAGUCGUGCCUGACUCUUUGUGACCCUAUGGACUGCAGCACGCCAGGCCUGUUCAUUUGGUAGGCAGGCUCUCAGAUGGCCCCCUCUGCUUCCCACCUGUGGGUCUUCAUACCCAGUGUAAUCCCCUCCCCUUAAGUGUGGGCUGGACCUAGUGGCUUGCUUCUUGCAAAUAAAAUAACAGCAAAAAGUGAUAGGAUGUCACUUUUGAGAUUAAGUCACAAAUGGCUGUGAUUCUGUCAUGUUCUUGUUUUGCUGUCUCUCUCUCUCUCUCUCUCUCUCUCUGAGCAAAGGCACCUGCCACAUUGGGAGCUGCCCUGUGGAGAGGCACAUCUGGCAAGGAACUGACGUCUUCAGACAGUAGCUCCUGAUAACCCAAGGCCUGCCAAGAGCCAUGUGAGUGAACUUGGAAAUGAGUCCUCCUGCAAACAGCCUGGGGGCGACUGCAGCUGCAGCUAAACCCUUGACUGUGGCCUGUGAGAGACCCUGAGUCAGAGAACCCAGUUAAAUGUGCCCGGAUUUCUGACCCAUAGAAAUUGGGACAUUAAAACAACAAAAUAAAUACAGGUUUGUUGUUUUAAGCCACUGGGUUUGGGGUUGUUUGUUACACAGCAGUAGGUAACCGUGCAGCUCAUGGUACUCAUGUCUAAACUCAGACUUUCUGCUUACAGUACCCAAUUUUUUAGAUAAACUUCUUGUUGGAAUAACUUUGCAUUAAAAAAAGGAGGUAAAAAGAGUACAAAGAAGUUUUCUCUCUCACCCGGUGUUAUGUUGUAUUUGUAAUCAUGGUACACUGUCUACACUAACAAACCAACACUGGUGCUUUACUGUUCAUUAAGUUUCAGAAUUGAUUCACAGCUCACUAGUUUCCCACCAAUGUGCUUUUACUGUUCCACAAUUAGGGUUGCAUUUUUAAUAGCAUAAUAGAUAUCAUACCCCAUAACUAUGUGUUUGUGUAUAUGUGUGUGUGUAGAACAAGAUGAAAUAUAUUAUAUAUGUGUUUGCUAAAAUCUGAAAGAUAUAUUAUUUAUUAUUCCUUAAAUAAUAAAGGAAAAUUAGAAAAGUCUUUAAUUAGGGAUAUUGUUUAUAAUUAUUUAGAAAAAUAAUCAUUACAUUAACUAAAACUAUUAUGUGAAGUUACUAAGGAGGGAGGUGUGAGUGGCUUCCAAGUAAUAAAUGAUAAGGCCCUAACAAGUCAUAAAUAGUUUUAUAAAGUCAAAUAUAUGUUGCUAAAAACCUUUAGAGUUUUCCACUUAUUAAUAAGUAUAUUGAAUGCGACAAGAUUCACAAAUGGUUCUUUUGCAUUAAGAUGCUGGCAUAAAUUAAUUUAUUUAUGUAAUACGCAAAUACUUAAUUUGCUUGUAACUAUUUAAACGGAGACUGUUCAACUGAGAGUACUAAUGUGCAUUUCUCUUGAUUCCUAUGCAGUGCGACCCUGGCAAGUCACUUGGUCUUUCUGGGUUUUUCCUUGGAAUGAAUUUAUAUUACUAGAUUUUUGCCAUGAAUUAACCAUGGACUAUAACUACUUAGUAGUUGUAAAUGUUUUGCAAACAAAAUUCUGUGUACAGCAUUUAAUAAUAAACUACUGUCUAAUUAAACAUUUAGCUGCAUUAUUUUGCAGCAUUGUUCCAAGUGAUUCUUAAAGAACAAUCCAUGUAAAAGUAAAACUUUUAGGAAGGAAUGAGUGGUGUUGCUUAAAGGAGAAAAGACAUUCCAUUUCUACACACACUCUUGUGGUUGGAUUUUUAAGUAGGGUGUACAAAGGAGGAAGUUGAGUGACUUAGGAGAAAAUAACAAGUAAGGCAAAACUUCAGAUAGAUCCUGAAAAGCUAUUAAGUGAGAUAGGAUUUUUCAAGUCCUCUUGGUGGCCUAACAAAAUCCCAAAUAAACAAACCACUAAAAAUAACAACAGAAACAAAUUUGAACUUUGAAAAUAAUGUACACAUGAGACCCAAGUCUUAGUGGUCAAGAUUUACUUCCUGGCUUGUCUCUGAGGGGUCAAGCCCUUCUUUCUGGCCAGAAUGACAUACCUGAUGUUCAGUAAUUAACUACUGAAUGAAACAGACAAUAGAAGAUGUUGCAGCAGCAAGAGAUGCCAACAAAAGAGAAAUAAAUAUGAUUGGGGGGAAAAAGGAGCAGAACACAGUGUAACCUCAUUCACAAGCCGUCACUUUCCAGAACUCUGAAUCCAUUAAGUUUUCCGCACUUCUCUACUUUGAAAGUGUCAGAUGACAAGAAAGCAAGCUGUUAAGUUUACUGAAAAAUGCAUGCAUAAAUAUUUCUAAUAUUAUGUUUGGAGGUUAGUACAUAAUUCAUUUCUGUCUAAUGUGCCUAAAAUAUAAUCUUGGCUAUUCAGAAUGAUGACUGAUCCUCAGAAACCGUGGAAACCAUAAAUCAUCGAAAGCUUCAAUCAUAUUCAUCACCCUAUGCUUACUAAAGCCAGAAGAAUGUAGAAAUAUGCUGUCGAGACUUUGUAAACACCUCUCGUUUAGCAAAAAAUUAAAAUCAAAUCUGUAUACUCUAUAGACAGAACCCAGUAUUCUUUAAAUUUUAUUACUGAGAUGCAAGUUACCUGACAUAAAGUUCACCAUUUUAACCACUUACAAUGUACAGCUCAGUGGCUUUUCCUACAUUCAUAUUGUUGUGUAACCUUCACCACUACCUAGUUCCAGAACAUUUUCAUCACUCCCAAAAGAAAUUCUGUAGCUGUUAAGCAAGAUCUCCUCAGUGCCCCCUCUGCCACCCAUCCGCUUUCCGUGGAUUUGCCUGUCCUGGUGUAUGUGCGUGCGAAGUUGCUUCAGUUGUGUCCGACUCUUUGUGACCCUAUGGACCAUGCCCCACCAGGCUCCUCUAUCUGGGAUUCUCCAGGCAAGAAUAUGGGAGUGGUCUGGAUGUCCUCCUCCAGUGUACCUUCCCGACCCAGGGAUCAAACCCACGUCUCAACAUCUCCAGCACUGACCGGCAGGUUCUUUACCACUAGCGCCAUCUGGGAAGCCCUGCCUGUUGUGGACGUCAUGCCAAAUGGAUACACACAGCAUGAGGGCCUGGCUCCACUCACUUGGCGUAAUAUUUUCAAGUCUCACCCAUGUCGCAGUGUCUGUACUUCAUUGCUUUUGUGACUGAAUCAUAUCCCACUGUAUGUAGACCACGUUUUGUUUAUUUGCUAUCAGUCUGAUGGGCAUUUGGCUUGUCUUUCUUUACGUUUACAUUCUUAUUUCUCGCAAUGGCAUACAUGACCAUAGACUAUCAAGUCAGAUGGUGCUGGUCCCACAAUAACAAAGGGCCAUCCUCUGCCCUUCCACAAGCAGCCAUUUUCAGCCCAUUUGUUUCUUCUGGUUAUUUUCCUCUAUUUAAAAUGCUCAUAAAAUGCUACUUCCUCAUUUCUGCUUUAUUUAUUUUACUUUUUCUACUAUGGGAAAUGAGGAUUUAGUUCUAACAUCGCACUUUAAGUACAUACUACUCCAUUUACCAUCACAGUUUAGUUACAGUACAAUUUUUGGUUAAACCAAGAAUUAGUGUCAGUGAUUAUAUAAAUACUGUUGAAAGCAUGAGUGAGUGAGUGAAAUCUCUCAGUUGUGUAUGACUCUAUGAGACCCCAUGGAUUUUAGCCUACUAGGAUCCUCCACCCAUGGGAUUUUCCAGGCAAGAGUACUGAAGUGGGUUGUCAUUUCCUUCUCCAGGGGAUCUUCCCAACCCUGGGAUUGAACCCAGGUCUACAUAAUUUUACAUUUCUUUUUAAACUUUUAAUACUGAAAUUAGUAGUUUCAUAAUUUUAACUUGAUUAAUUUUCUAUAUACUUAUUUCCCAGUCUUCACUAUGAAACCAUAAGACCAUCUUAGCAUUUUUUUCUUGGAGCUAUGUAUCCUCCCGUGGUGAUCUGGACUGGCUGUUUUCUGGGCAUGGUUCCCAGCCAUCAUCCCAGGACUUAAUUUCAUUAUCAUACUAGAAAUUCCUUUUCUUCUCUCCUGGGUUGGAUUCCCCACCCUGGAUCCUGGAAUGUUUCUUGCUUUACUUUUAACUUCGUGCCCAUCCUUCAGUAGUUUUCCUAAGAAAGGAUGUGCGUGCUAAGUUGCCUCAGUCGUGUCCGACUCUUUGCAAUCCUACGGACUGUAGCCCACUAGAUUCCUCUGUCCAUCGGAUUCUCCAGGCAAAAUACCAGAGUGGGUUGCCAUGCCCUCCUCCAGGGGAUUUUCCCAACCAGGGAUCAAACCCGCAUCUCUGUCUCCUGCUUUGGCAAGCAGGUUCUUUACCACUAGUGCCACCUGGGAAGCCCUCAAGAAAGAAUGACCAGGAGGUAAUUUUUUGAGGCUUUUCAUUUUACUUUUAUGUUAAUUCCUGAUUGGAAAACAAGACAUUUGUUUUCUAGCUCCCUGUGUUGCUGAGUAGUCUGAUACAAUGCUGAUUUCUGGCUCCUUUUCUCUGGGAGUGUUUAGGAGAUUCUGUUUCUUCCUUACAUUGUUUAAAUUUCAUAAUUAUGUGUAUGAUCGAGGUUUUGUUCAUUUAUUCAGCCAGAUAUUUAAUAUCCUUUUCAUCCUGGAGGUUUAUUUUUUUCAACUCUCAAAAAUAAUUUCUGUUAUUUCUUAGAUAAUUCCAUGUAUUCAUUCUCACUAUUCUUUCUUUCUGGAAAUGUUAAUUUUCCUAUAUUGGGCCUCCUGGACAAUCUCUGUUAUUUUUCUUUUUUUUCCCUUCCAGUUUCCUAUCUUUUUUAUCUUAGUUCUCAUUUCUGGGACAAUUCCCACCUAUAUUUUCAAAAUGUAACAUCAAAUUCUUAUUUUUGCUAAAAUGUGUUUAACGUCUGAGAGUUUUUGUCUUUUUUUUUUUUUUUUUUUUAGCCUUUUGUUCCUGUUUUGAGGAUUCAUGAAUGCCUCUGAAGAUGUUAAAUAGAUAUUCCUCUCCCCCACCUUUUAAAGUUUUCUGCUCCCUGCACUGUUGCUGAUAAACCUGUUUAUCCCAGAUUCUUUGUGUUUUAAUUUUUGGUUUUGUCUUUCAUGUUAGAGGCUUUAUCAGAUGUCUUGUGAUUCUUGACUAUCCAUUCAUAUUUAAGGAUGGGGACUUUAAAGCUGUUGAAAGCUCUCUUUACAUUGGCAGGACUUACCAACUGGUGGGCUCAUCCGAGGGUGCAUGAGAGGCAGAAUAAUGACAAAGAUGUCCACAUCCUAAACCCCAGAACUUGUAGAAAUGAUGCAUCACAUGGCAGAAAGGACUUUGCAGAUGAGUUUCACGUUGACCCUUGAGAUGGAGAGAGCAGCCUUCAUUACCCAGGUGGGAUCAAUCUAAUCACACGAGCCCUUAAAAGAGAGAAUCGUUCCCAGCUGUCUUCAGAGGGAGACUUGACUACCUAAGAAAGGUCAGAGAGUUGCCACAUUGCUGGCGUUGAAGAUGGAGGAUGUGAGUCACAAGCCAGAGAAUACAGUCGGCUUCUGAGAAGCUGGAAAAAGAAGGUAACAGAAUCUCCGCCAAAACUUCCAGGAGGGAAUGCAGCCUGCGGACACCGCUUUUACUCCAGUGAGACCUACUUCAGACUUCUGGCCUCCAGAAUGAGAGCUGGUGGAGAUGGAGCUGCAAUGUGUGUCCAUGGAGCAGAUUAAACACUAUCUGCCCCAACCUGCCUGAGACUGUCCUCUCCCUGGUUGGCAGUACUUGAAUGGGGGAAGAAAAAAAAAAAGCAAUCCUCCUGAAUUCCCAGCAAGCAGGAGUCCCAAGAGUCAUGACCAGGAUCUCGUCGCAAAGUGGAAUUCAUCUCUAAAAAGAAAUGUAUGCCUAACUGGACUUCAUCAAUUCAGAUAUGUCUGCCCCUGUUCUGAAAUGGAAGCAGGUGGCGCCACAGCUCCAGUUAGUGGCUUCUCCUCGCCCACACUGGAGCCUGUCUUCGGGUCUACAGGAGCUUGCUUUCACAGCUGCACUCUGAAGCACACACGUGGGGAUACCACAGCCUAGGAACGGUCUGGUGGAAUCUCCUCCCCAUCCAGGACGGCUGGACUUCUCCAAAUUCUGUCUCGUGCACGAGUAUCUGCCCAGGUGGAUUCUUUACCAGCUGAGUCACCACGGAAGCCCAAGAAUACGGGAGUGGGAAGCCUAUCCAUUUUCCAGGGGAUCUUCCCGACCCAGGAAUCAAACCAGGGUCUCUUGCAUUGCAGGCAGAUUCUUUACCAGGAUCAAGAAUGGGGCUGAGCACAUAGAAUGUGCUAAGAAGAGAAUGUUUGCAUUGAACUGAACCCCUGCAGAACGUGGACGAUUUAGAGGCACGGAGUUUGGCCUCUCGGUGACUACUUGCCUCAGCUGGCCCACUUAGCAGUGAACAGCAAUGGGCCAAAAGACACAGAUCAAGUCUCAACAUGGCAAACCAAGGACUUCCAGAACUAGCCCAGUUACAUUUGAGAAAGAAAUAUUUUUUGAUAGUGAUGAGGUUAUUGAUGCAGUCGGGCAAUCAAAAUUUGUUCUAAAGAACCUGCACCAUUACACAGUCCAUCCAAAUUUGGCCCAGUACUAUGAGCCUUUGAAGCCCACUGCACUGCAGAAAUUCCUGGCUCGAAACAGGAAAAUUCGAAGCUUCAUGUUAAAAGUAAUAGAGUAUGAUCAGGAUAAGACCUUACUGAUUCUGACCAACAACCCACUUCCCUGCCCGAUAGAUCAUCAAGGAAAGGACAUCACACCAAAAUACUUUUCCAAUGAGUUACUGCUCAAGGAAAGUCAUCAGCACAAGCCCACCGAGAACUUCUUCCUACCCUUGGUGCCUCAGAAAAAAAAGUUAAGAUCUGAACUGAAACCAGUAUUUCCUUUGAUGCUGUUGGAGGACACCAAAUCCAAGCGAGAACAAUGGUUUAGGUUUUCCACCGACAAGGAUUUCAAGAGUGAAGGGAAGUAUUCAAAGGUCUACACUUUGAGGCAACAGAAGAAAAUGUACCCUCAGCUCAGCUUUGCUUCAGUCUGUAAAAAAGAUAUGAAGAAUGACGUCUCCAAGAAGUCAGGGAGCGACUUGCCAACUUCGCAAAUGAUUUGGGAACCAUUAACCCUUUCAUCACUCCUGGAGAAGAAGCCCACCAGAACCGCACCUGGAGAGAGCGAGUUCCGCAAUGGAAGGGCCCAGCAGUGGUUUAUAAAAAGCGCCACUGCCAUUAAGUGAAAACAAACCCUACAGGGCCCCCGCUUCUCUCCAAAGACUUGAGGGGCCUGCAGAAGUCGCCAUCUAGGGA